CAUGCCUCCUUCUCUCUUCGCAGGGGCUUUGGGAAGCAAGGAUUCCAGUGCCAAGUCUGCUGUUUUGUCGUGCACAAGCGGUGCCAUGAAUUUGUCACUUUCUCCUGCCCAGGCGCUGACAAGGGCCCAGCCUCCGAUGACCCCCGGAGCAAACACAAGUUCAAGAUCCACACAUACUCCAGCCCCACGUUUUGUGACCACUGUGGGUCACUGCUGUACGGACUCAUCCACCAGGGGAUGAAAUGUGACACCUGCAUGAUGAACGUCCACAAGCGCUGCGUGAUGAACGUCCCCAGCCUCUGCGGCACGGACCACACGGAGCGCCGCGGGCGCAUCUACAUCCAGGCCCACAUCGAGAGGGAAGUCCUCAUCGUUGUCGUAAGAGAUGCUAAAAACCUUGUACCUAUGGACCCCAAUGGCUUGUCAGAUCCCUACGUGAAACUGAAACUGAUUCCUGACCCCAAAAGUGAGAGCAAGCAGAAGACCAAAACCAUCAAGUGCUCCCUCAACCCUGAGUGGAAUGAGACGUUUAGAUUCCAGCUGAAAGAAUCGGACAAAGACAGGAGACUCUCUGUAGAGAUUUGGGAUUGGGAUCUGACCAGCAGGAAUGACUUCAUGGGAUCUUUAUCAUUUGGGAUUUCUGAAUUGCAGAAAGCUGGUGUUGAUGGCUGGUUCAAGUUGCUGAGCCAGGAGGAGGGCGAGUACUUCAAUGUGCCGGUGCCUCCGGAAGGAAGCGAGGGCAGUGAAGAGCUGCGGCAGAAAUUUGAGAGGGCCAAGAUCAGUCAGGGGACCAAGACCCCAGAAGAAAAGACGACCAACACCAUAUCCAAAUUUGACAACAAUGGGAACAGGGACCGGAUGAAACUGACUGAUUUUAACUUCCUGAUGGUGCUGGGGAAAGGCAGCUUUGGCAAGGUCAUGCUUUCAGAGCGAAAAGGCACAGAUGAGCUCUACGCCGUGAAGAUCCUCAAGAAGGAUGUCGUGAUCCAAGAUGAUGACGUGGAAUGCACGAUGGUGGAGAAGCGCGUGUUGGCCCUGCCCGGGAAGCCGCCCUUCCUGACCCAGCUGCACUCCUGCUUCCAGACCAUGGACCGCCUGUACUUUGUGAUGGAGUACGUGAACGGGGGUGACCUCAUGUACCACAUCCAACAAGUUGGCCGGUUUAAGGAGCCUCACGCUGUAUUUUACGCUGCAGAAAUUGCCAUCGGUCUCUUCUUCUUACAGAGCAAGGGCAUCAUUUACCGUGACCUAAAACUUGACAACGUGAUGCUAGAUUCAGAGGGCCACAUCAAGAUCGCCGAUUUUGGCAUGUGUAAGGAAAACAUCUGGGACGGGGCAACAACCAAGACAUUCUGCGGCACUCCAGACUACAUCGCCCCUGAGAUAAUUGCUUAUCAGCCCUAUGGGAAGUCCGUGGAUUGGUGGGCAUUCGGAGUGUUGCUGUAUGAAAUGUUGGCCGGGCAGGCGCCCUUUGAAGGGGAGGAUGAGGAUGAACUCUUCCAGUCCAUCAUGGAGCACAAUGUAGCUUAUCCAAAGUCCAUGUCCAAGGAAGCUGUGGCCAUCUGCAAAGGACUGAUGACCAAACACCCGGGCAAACGUCUGGGUUGUGGCCCUGAAGGCGAACGUGACAUCAAAGAGCAUGCAUUUUUCCGGUAUAUUGAUUGGGAGAAACUUGAACGCAAAGAGAUUCAGCCCCCGUAUAAGCCAAAAGCAUGUGGGCGAAAUGCUGAAAACUUCGACCGAUUUUUCACCCGCCAUCCACCAGUCCUAACUCCUCCUGACCAGGAAGUCAUCAGGAAUAUUGACCAAUCAGAAUUCGAAGGAUUUUCCUUUGUUAACUCUGAAUUUUUAAAACCUGAAGUCAAGAGCUAAGUAGAUGUGUAGAUCUCCGUCCUUCAUUUCUGUCAUUCAAGCUCAACGGCUAUUGUGGUGACAUUUUCUUUCAUUGCAAAGUUGCAUCCAUGUUUUUAUUUGCUGAUGAGUCUAGAGUGACCAUGUUUCAGAGCCCAAAUGUCCUCAGGUAGUUUGGAGCAUCUCUGUGAGAUGGGAUUAUGCAGAUGGUGUGUCGAAAUGCUGCUGCAUAAUUAACACAUUAUCAAAGUCCUCUUACAAUUUAUUUUUUCCAGCAUGUCAGCUAAGUAGAUCCAGUGGGGACAGAAAAUGCCUGCUUUCUCUCCCUUUUAUUCUGCACUGCUGUUUUCACACAUUCUCCAACUUCAACCAUCCAAUCUAGAUUUUUCCUACCAAAUGAGUGGAUAAUCGGAUGCUGGCAGUAUUCUUCCACUUCUGGACCUGGAGCUUGGCUUGUAUCCAAGUAUAUGGUUGCUUUGAUUUAGAGGGAAUUCCUCCGUUCUGCUCAUUGGAGACACCAUGAGCUUUGAAAAGAACAUGCUAAAAAUAAAAUUUUAUUUGUUAUUUUUUUUAAACUCAAAGUUAAGAAGAUUACCUAAGCCCUUUGAAAAUUCUAAGAGUGUGCUUUUAGACAGUUUCCAUCUAAAAGCACCUCAAAGGUCAAAAGGCAACCAACUUGGGUGCUACCUCAGGGCUGUAAUUUCUGAUACUGUAUGUUCCCCAUCAGCUUCACGCCCAAACUACUUGAAAAGGGCAUUUGGCACCGCUCCCUGAAAAGACAUGGUCACUCCAGCAAGGUCCCACCGGGCCACGGUUUUACAUUACAUUUCAAACUUUAUUUGCUUUGGGGUUUUAUUUCUGUUGUUGUUCAAAUGCAAAAAAAAAAAAAAAUUUACUCAUUUUGUUACACAUGCUUUGAGAUAUGUGUCCAAAUGUUAUUAACCACAGUGACCUGCUUUGAUUUACCGAGAAGACGGCUCUGGAGCCUGGCAGACCCGUGCCCGUGUGGGUGGGAUUUGUCUAGGUUUGUUGCUGGCUUUGGAAAGCUAAUUACUUGCUCUGAGAAAGACACCAUUUCUUGACACAUAGACGGUUGUAUUCUUCACUUUGAUGUUGUUUUGUAAGAUGUAUGUGGAAGUGCUCAUUUGUAUCUGGAUAUCUAUGUGCCAUUUUUCUUCUAGCAUCGAGAUACAAUAA
Ceratotherium simum simum (southern white rhinoceros) is the source of this 3048-nucleotide messenger RNA. Lineage: Eukaryota; Metazoa; Chordata; Mammalia; Perissodactyla; Rhinocerotidae. The record is from RefSeq and is a predicted model, not a curated record.